Molecule: messenger RNA, 28965 nt
Organism: Porites lobata
Lineage: Eukaryota; Metazoa; Cnidaria; Anthozoa; Scleractinia; Poritidae
Source: the annotation of a GenBank genome assembly
GUGAAGAUCACGAACGAAGACAGCAUUUCUUCAGGGAUGCCUCUUCUGGGAAAGAAAUCCUACAAGCCGAGCCCGCUUCCCAAAGAUCUAAAGUCAGAAGAAGAAGUAUUUGUGAUCAAGGAGACGAAUGAAGUAUUCAGGUCGUACGAGUAUCCUUUUGUGUUUCUUGAAAGCGGGCUUUAUUCUGUGACGCGCGCUAUCGAUGCGCUUGCUAGUGGCGGUUGCUGUGUUGUUCAUUGUUUCUUUAGGCUUAUUAUAGACGUAAUCAGCGACACUCUACUUAAAGGUUGAUUGAAUUUUUUCUUCAAGAACGAAAUUUAUGGGGGUCGUUUUUGCGCGAGGAAAAGUAGAAAGUUGUUUCGUGCGUCCAUCGUGGUACGUGGAUGUGAUGGAAGGCCGGUGAACUUUAGAGCAGGCCUCGCUUCUUAGCGGUUCGGUUCAAAGUGUUUAGAUGCUUGAUGAGUCUUUUGCUUUUAUUAAUAGCCGCCGGCUCUGUAUAUUCGAUAAAAGUCAGAAAUACUUCACUAUCUAUAUUUUGCCAUACAGUAUUUUGCUGUGAGAUUUUCAGGAGUUUGAAUGCGCAAAGGCUUUUGGGAUUAUUGUCCUAACCACAAAUGCAAACUGGAUGAAAAAAAAAAAAGAAUUUUUUGCAAUUCUAUUGCAUCUGCCAAUAAUAUUGAAGUAAUAUUUUGAAAGGAUAGGUACUUUCUGUAGAAGUCCACUCAAUAGGUAAAGAAAUACAUCAAUACACUUCUUUAUUGAAGAACUAGUAAUUUUUUAUUUCUCUUAAGAUCAACUCUCUAGCAGUCAGUCUCAUCAUUAGUCUGGAUACCCCCAAUAUACACAGACAGCAUCUAAAUCCCAGGAAAAUAUAUCAUCGGGGCUGUUGGGGCUGGUUUUUUAUUACCUGUGAGGAGGCCAGCCAUUUUGCCAGGGGUCAUUUUCAAAAUCUUGAUUGGUUUGGUGGGGGGUGGGGGUCAUCUUAAUAAAUUUUAUGAAAGUAGUACAAAUCAAUAACGAGUGUAAAUGGAACAGCUGUUACAUUCAAUUAUUGAAUUCAAUUAUUGAAUGUAACAGCUGUAAAUGAUAAACACUGAUCUUAUAAUCUUCACUGUAGAUAAAGUAUAUGGUGAACUUUGGCCGUGGGGGGGGGGGAGGUACUUUAGGAAUUUUUCUGGGUGGGAUGUGCUGCUGGGACCCUGCAACUCUUAACCUAUACCAGAGCUAGUUCAGCUGAAUUUUGUUACCCUAUACUAGACUAUACUCCCCAAAUCCCCCCUAUCCUAGAGUAGCUGUUUUCCAGAAACUACUGAGGUCACUAGCACAGUCUAGCCAAAACAAAACCGAUAGAUAAAAUCUUCAACGAACUGAUCAGUUUCCUGAAAAGUGAUACCCUAUUCUAGACCCAAACGCCCUGAUUUAUAUACCCUAUCCUAGAGUAAACUACUUGAAAACUAUACCCUUCACAGCGGCACAUACCUAUAUAGCCCAUAAUUAUAUGGUAGUACCCCGGGACUUCGGCACAAUCUGUGGCUAGAAUAUGUUUAGUUUCCACAGGCGUAAGGUGGGAGGUCACGUAAAUCACAAUGUGUUAAAUUUGUAGGUUGUCAUUUCUAAAAAGCUACAAUUAUGUAGGAUGAAUUGUUGUGUCGGUUUCAUAAUGGCUGGCCCCAUCAUCACAGGUAAUGAAUGACCAGCCCUUUUAUGGAAACUAACUGGUGGUCCAGAACGUGUUCAGAGGUUGAAAGGUGAAUGCAUUAGCCUAGGGCCUAAGAUUUGGGAAAAAGAAAAAUAGUGGUUCGCAGUUAGCCUCUAAGUUGACUGAGGAUAAUAAUAAUUUUAAAGUCAGUUCAAUUUUGAGCUGUAUUAAGACAAAUUAACCACUGAAUAUACCCUUUAGUCUGAGCAUAAGUUAUAUUAGCCUUCCUUGCUUAGAUUCCAACAGUACUAACUUGUCUCAAAAUUUACAACCUGGAUUAUUUGUUCUUAACACAAUAAAGUGAAUAUGUUAAUCGUAUAAUACUGUAUGGAUUCCAAGUUUGGAGCUGCCAGAUUACUGGCAAAACAAACCUAAAAUAUGGAGAAGCAGUAGCAAGUGAAGAACAAGCAUUGAAAAGGCUGGAAAAUUUCCCAAAAUAUUUGGAAAAACCAGUUCUGCAGAUUGUUCACCAUAGUAAGUUAUUCUGUUAGUCAAGUUUGUGUGUCUAAUCAAAUGGUAGUUGAAAUUUAUUCCCUUGCACUUUCACAAGUACACCAUUUGAUGUGUAUUAAUAUUAUGCUCCCAACUGUGGGUUUUUGACAUGUAGCUGUGAUGAUGAAUAAUUCUUUUAGCCCAUAAGAUGAAAACCUAGGUAAUGAAGCCACUUUGGUCUGCUCUUUUGGUGCUUGUAUUUACUGGGUUUCUUCAAACCUAAUUGUUUUUAUCUGCUUUGUUAAGGUUCAAGCGGACUGCAGACCCUUGCACAACAUUGCUACAAACACCUGGAGAAGGAAUUUGUUGAAUAUGAACCAGUAGAAUUUUGGGACAAUGAAAAGUGGUAAGUAUUGUGGCUCAGUAGAUAAAGUUUCUACAGUUGACUCUCCCUUAAUAAACACAUCUACAGAUGUAGAAGAUGGACACCUUGGUAGAAAGGACGCAUAGAGUUGGUCCCUGCCUUUCUUUAUUCCCUACAUUUUACUCUCUAUAAGACGGACAUCUAAGGUUCUUAGCCAGUGAGAAGACAUUUAUGAUGUAUAUUAAGUACAAUGUACAAUGAUAAAUAUUAUUGAUUAUUAUUGAUUUUAUUGCUAAAUCUUUAUACAAUAUUACUUAUAUUUAGAUGACAACAUUAUUGGGGCAGUGUGAAAAGAAAGUCAGCUUGACAGCUUGCCAUUUGGGCAAGCUGUAGCUAGCAUGUGCUAGCCCAAGGGUCAUUUGAACUAGCCUGAAAAAUUUUUUGGAAGAGCAGGAUUGAUCACAGAUCUUCUGUAAGAAAUUGAAUUCCCCCAGAAAACUUCACUGGCCCAUCAGGCAAGUUGAGAACGGAAUUCACUGCCCAAUAGCAAAAUCCACUAGCCUCGGAUUAUAUGACAUGACUUUCUUUGCAUGCUGUUGGGGGCGCAGAAAACCUAUUGAGUUAACUUACUUUUUUGCUUAUACACAAGAACUUUACACAUUGUUUUUUGCCAUUUGUAAACAGGAAACAAGGUAGAAUAUUUAGAGUUCAUGAAAAGAACAACCCUAGCAGUGUCUCUGGAAAUGUAAGUAAACAUUGCAGCAUGUCUCUUAACUCCUCUUCUGCCAACAGUAUAUUUUGUGAAACACUGGCCAGGAGGAUGUGUCCCACUGUGUACUGCCACUUACAAGCACCACUCCCCCCCUCCUGCACUUACACAUACAAGCCCUCCCACCUCCCAGUUAUUGACUCAUGUACCUGCCUCUAGCCAGGGUUCUCAGUAGAUUUGUAAGUAGGAGGUGAUCACUGAUAAGGUAGGAGGCUCUUCAGCAAAGCCAGAGGUGUCAAAACAAAGCAAAGAAAAGCGACUUAAACACAAAAAUAAAUCCCAAAAUUUAUUGUGAUGAACCCUGCUCUAGCUUGUUGAAUCUGAUGUGUUGAAUCUUCAUUUAUUAAAAACCAGUACUGUAGGUGAAGACACAUUGUUAUCAACACUGCUAUAGUUUGUUUUGAUGUGCUUUUUUAACGCUGGUUAGAAACCCCUUGGAUGUAAACCCCAUCAUCUAUAAGUCCUCUUAAAACCCCUAACAGAGUAUAGACCAUGGCUUGUUAGCAGCAGUUUACAGUAUGUAAUUGUAACAGGACAGGGUGGUCAGAGAGCAGGAACGAGAAGGAUUUGAGGAUUUUCCCUUAUUUAUUUAUUUAAAGCUCAAAUCCAUCAGCAAUACAGCAACAGUAAAAAUAUAAUAAGUGGGAAUGACCAUGGUUUCCAUUAAGAAUUCUAGUAGCAGGGGAAAGGUGUUGUUGUUACAGGAGAAUACUGUAAAAUUCCAAAAAUAAGCCCCAGGGCUUAUAUUUUUCAAAGGCCCUUUUUGAGGGGCUUAUUUUUGGAGAAGCUUAUAUUCGGAGGGGCUUAUCUAUGGAGGGAAAUUUGUAUUUCAAAAUCAAUUGGGUUAGCCUUAUAGUUGGAAGUAAAUUUACCGUUUCUGCUUUGUUAUACUUUGUAUUUGAGGGCAAUUUUCCCAGUACAAGCCCCUGGGGGACUUAUAUUUGGAGGGGCGAUUUAACAGAGAGCUUUUUGCAUUACUGGUUUGGAGGGCUUAUAUUUGGAGGGGCUUAUACAUGGAGGAGCUUAUUUUCGGAAUUUUACAGUAUUUUGAAAGAGGCUCAAUGUCUGAAUAAAAAAUAAAAAAAAUAAUCCUCCUCGCACAUUAGCCAGAGAAUUCUGUGUAACAAACAGAGAAUUCUCUGAUCUCCGAUACCUAAUGAACACCCUGAACAACUAAAAGAUUAUUCCUUGCUAGAAGCAAAUUCACUUCGUAACUUCAAGACUGCUGUCCCUUCAGUAUGAUCUCCAGAACUCAACUCAAUUACUGCUAAAACGUGCCUCUGUUUAUACGAGAGUAUCAAGCAAGGAACAAACAAUAAUAAUUGUUUGCGCGUAACAAAAACAGUAAGAGGUGUUCUGCCAAACCAGUUUAACCACAGUAAAUUAGAACAGCAGGAUUUCCUUAGGUUAAUCCCAUUAUCUUAAAAAGAUAAGGUCAAUUAACUGAUUUCAGUACAUCUACUGAGAAGAAACCACAAAAAGCUAAUAUCUGCUACCACAUUUUGGCAUUCAUGCAUGUUUAGAAGCAAAAUGAUAAAAAGUAUUGUGUUUCUGGAUAUAAUGAAAAACAGUGAUUAAUCAUGGGUUUAGUGACCCUGUCACAUAAUACCAUUAUGUACCAGAUUAAAGCACACUAACCCUUUGUUAGCUAAUGCGAAUGUUAGGCAUGUUGAAUGACUCCAAUAGAACUCUCAUUAUAAUAAGUAAUAAUAUUUUCGUUCAUGAAAUCGUUCUUCCUGAGUUUUGCUGUAUCCACAGAAGUGUAGAUAUUUUAAAGACUAUUUUUAAGGUUAGUUGUUGGAAAAGUAAAGUUUUUCAUUUUGUUUUUCAAUAAUUGUCAGUUGUUUUAUAAUAAAUAAUUUGCGGAGAAGAUAGGGGUUGCAGGUGAGAAGUGUAAUGGUACAAUGCACAGCUGUUCGUAUUGAUGCCUCAUCAGGAGAAUCUUGCAAACGCCAUAUUCUCCAAGUUUUAAUUGCAUUAAUGUUAGUGAGAGAGAUAUGUAUGAUAAACAAUGAAAUAGAGGUGUACAUUUAGUUUUCCAAAUUUCUUGUCAGAUUUCCAGUACCUCUCUCUCCAGUAGCUCUCCAUCUAGUGAUAAGGAAAAUGCAAAAAGCGAGAUGCCAGGAUCUUUUGUUAAAAAGGUACAAAGAAUUUACUGCCUCAUUCUGCAUCUAGGAAUAUCUUUAUUAGUAUUUUCACUAUCUGGAAAGGCCUACGUGUACAUACAAACGUGCUGUAACUUUGAAUCUGAAUCAUUAUCUUUGAAUAAGUACAAUAAUAGUUAUUGUACGUAUUAAUAAUAUUUUAUUCUAUUGCAUUUUAUUGCCUAUACUGUAGUUUAUUUUACUCAAGAAAGAAUGUUGGUGCCUAUAUUAUGGCUCUUAUGACUCACACUGACUACCUAGCAAAAGGGAAAUUAAAAAGUUGUCUUGUCUUGUUCUUUUUAUAUUCUUCUGCAAUUUUAGACAUUACACAGACUAACUAGACAUGACACCAUGAGUGAUUUUUGUGAAUAACAAAAAGCCGUAAAUAUAUUUGUGUGCUGGAUGUGGUAAAAUUAAGCCCAACAAUAAAUAACCUUAUAGGGAUUGCUUUAUGUGGACAUUAACAGACUGACUAACAGACUGUUGUGAGUUGAUAUAGUGGCAGUGUUGGGACAGCUCUUUGAUCUAGUUUUAAACCAAUCCUGAUUUGUACUUGUAGAGUUCUGAGGCCCUGUUUGACAUUAAGUGUGAUGGUACAUCUGGUUGUAUAGAGGAAGUUAAGUCUUGCAAUAUUAGGUAAGAUAUUAAAUUUUCAAUUAGUAGAAUAUUGUAAACAAUACAAUUGAAUUAAAUACAGUCUGUAAGUUCAAGCAUGCAAUAUAUUUUGGAAGAAGAAGUCUAACACCAGAAAGCUUAGAAAAUUCUGAGCUCCAGGUGAGAAUCAAACUCACAACCCUCCAAGUUCUAGUUUGAAUGCUCUCACUGCUGAGCCACUGGAGGCUCUGUGGAAAGCAGGGUUGAAAUUUAGUUAAAACUGCACCCUGUCAUAGAGGACUGUAUCAGGGACUUGCUUGAAAUCGGCCAUCCACCAAUGUACAAGAUCAAGAAUGUUCAAUAUAAUUUGGAAGAAGGGGAAAUCUAACACGAAAAAGCUCUGAAAACAGACUGUGCAGUUUGGGAUAAAAUUAAUCUCUAUCAAGUGGAUAACGUAUAUGUAAUAAUUGUUUCCCUAACACUUUAUCCACUGUAUAGUGAUUCAUUCCGUAAAUAGCACUAUGUAGUAUUUCAACAACCAGGGCCAGGAAACAACUGAUCAACAUUUGGACAUUUUGUUUUUAUAGACGUUUGAAGAAGCUUCCGUCAGUAGAGAUGCUAAAAUUGUUUAUAAGAGCCAACACUGAAAAUGCUUGGAACAGUGAUAAUAGUCCAUGGCAAGUCAAGGUAACAGAAAAUUGAAUAUAUAUAUAUAUUUUUAUCUUUACCCAUUACUGUGUAAAGAAUAAAGUACAUUUUAUAGAUACAUGGCAGGAGAUCUGAAACUGAUAAAAAACGAAAAACAGUUUAAAACAUAAGAUCUGAAAUCCUUUUCUACUUUCUCUGUAAGUUUCUGACAUUGAAGGGUCUAUUUUAUCAUAGGGUUUCCUUCAUCUUUUUGAGUCCAGAGAAGAAUUAAUCAGACAGGAGAAAUUUCUUAAUAAGUGAUUUGCUGUUAACUGUAAUUCGUUUUGAUUAGAGCAGUAGGCCACGGUGCAAUUAUUCUUAGGUGGAGGGAAACUCAUGGUUAAAGAUAAUGUUAAAAAGGUACUGUUUUUCUGAUACCUUCUAGCCUUCUUGGGUAACUAAGGAUUACAAGGAUAAGACCGUAGGCUCCUGUCUAUCCCACAGAUCCCUGUGUUCUUACUCUUGUGGGAUGUACAUGUAAGAGUAGACAAUGUAGACUUCAUGUUGCAGUGCAUGAGUCACUCGUGAAUUUGAUUGGAGUGUGGUAGGAAUUUGACAGUUUUUUAAUUUUGUUUUGUUGCUUCACUCUUACAGAAUAAGGCCAAAAAAUCCAAAAAAUAAUAUAUAAAAAACCAAACUGAAAUCACCACUGAUUUCUUGGGUCAACCCUUUUGCAAGUAGAUUUAUAAAUAGAAUGGCUCUUUUCCCCAGGAAAGUGUUGUAUCUCGGCAAGCCUCUUAUUUCACUAUGAAAAAAUAAAGGUGGAUGAAGGCAAAAUCUACAGUAACCUGUCCUUCAACCAUUGUUCUUUUUAUUAGAUGUCUUUUUUUCAAUUUUUAAGUCACUGGGAUCUGGGUAUCUAAGGUUAAUGAAUUACCAGACUGAGUAUGAAGCGAUGUGAUACAACAUGAGAGGAGCAAACUGAAGAUCACUGAAAGUUGUCUUUGUGAGUGGUUUUGAGUUUUGCCUCCUACAUUCUCCAUGUAAUCACUUUGAAAAGUUUUGAUGAUGAAACAUUCUGAGGAUGAAUUGACCCUUUUUGAUGGUCAGCGCAGAAAAAGUGCCAGAAUCAUUGGAUUUUGGUCAUCUUUGUGGAGUUGAUUUUGCCAGCUCAUGUAACAGAUCAGCUUCAUGGCCUUGUGAUAUGAGCCAAGCAGCCAAAAUUAUGAUUUACACAGUCUCCACAGCAUAAUCUAUCCGCUAGAAAGAAAAAAUAGAAAAUGUUCCAGAGCAAAACGCUAAGGUCAUGUCUCAUGAGCUUAUGAUUGGGUUUGGCCUGUUAACACUGUAUUUCCUGCACAUUAAUGUAGAUCAAUAGCAUUGAAAUUACUUCGUUGUGAUUGGUUCUUUUCACUGUCAAUGUGCGAAGCCUCUUCUUGGAGCCAUUCUAAUAAUAUUAUAAAUCUACUCAGGAAAGGGUUGACUCCAAGGGUUUGUAUGGGAGAUAUACCUGCUUCUACUAAUGGGCUCCUGCUUCUACCAAUACACUUCCGGAAUUUCAACAACAGGUUUUUUUCCUGUAGUCUUAGUGAGGGGCUUGUGCUUACCUUAUUAAACUUUUUUUUACAAAAAAAUGUAAGCCCUUGGAAUUUUUUAUAUCUUUCAAUUCUUCAGACUGAAUUGGUAAAGAAAUAUUCCCUAGUUGACAAAUUACAAGAUUUUUCCUUGGCUGUCAAUGUAAAGGUAAGUUAUGUGGCAAUCCAAAAUGCCAAAAAGCUCAAAAGUCCUUACCCAAAUUUAACUAUUUAGGCACAAUGGAAUAAUCACAUGUGAUGAGUUACUAUAUGGUAAUGUUGGAAGACUACAGUCGACUCUCUCUUAAUGGACACCUCUAUAAGACGGACACCUCUGUAAAACGGACACUUAGAGUUGGUCGCUGCCUUUCUUUACUCCCUUUAUUUGACUCUCCAUAAGACGGACACCUCUCUAAGACGGACACUUAGUGAUGGUCCCAAAGGUGUCCGUCUUAGAGAGAGUUGACUGUAUUAAUACUUUUUGUGAAUUUUUUUUAUUCCUUGAGGUCAGAUUUGUACCCCUUCUCAUCUCUUAUCUAACCUGUUAAACCUGUUUACUACAUUACUGCACAAUAUGCUCAAAUAUUUUGUACAUAAGUAUAAUUCUUGCCCUCUACUUAUUUAUUUGUUAAACAAUGAGGUCGCAAAUAGCAAAUAUAUUUUAUAAUUAUUCUUAAUGUUUUCUUUGUUAGAAAAUGACCCCUAUGUCUAAGAAUUCAAUAGAAGGUGGUAAAAAUGCCGAGAAAAAAAAGAAGAGAGUUUUGGAUGAGAGCACUAGACAUGGUAAAUCUAAAAUAAGCAAGUCAGAUCCUUCACAGAGAAAACUAGAUUCCUUUAGAACCAGCACAGACAACACUUCCAAGCACACGGCAAAAAUCACUGGAACUCCUCGUAAACAAGUUGAACUUAUUAAAGUUGGCUCUAGUGGAAAGAAAGAUGAUGGAAUGACACCUUCUGGGGAACUCCGUGGAACUCCUGUGAAAUGUCGACUGGUGUUAACUCCUGUGAAGUCUCCUUACAGUGGAACUAGUAAGAGCCCAGCAAAUAAGAAGAUGAACCUUAAGGCGUACUGCCAAACAAAAGUAGAUUUGGUUACAGUUGAAGACAACGCUGAUGACAUUGCAAUUAUAGGAUCUAAAAGUCCUAAAACAAUAUCUAAAUCUUGUAAAAAGCUAACAAAGCCUCCCAAGAGUGGAAGUGCAAAGAAGGCUCUGAAAGGUAUAGAGGAACCAAAAGAAAAGUUGGUGAAAGAUGGAAAAUCGUCUAGGAAGCUUGACUUGAAGGGAAAUGAGCAGAUCAUUAGCAUAACAGAAUCAGAAAUAGAAACAAGAGAACCAAAUUCAAAGGAAGUGUUAAAGAAGUCUGUGCUAUUGGAUCUUGCAGGUGAUUCGAGGGACGAGUUUGAACCUUCUCCCAAAAAGGUAAUUUUAACAGUUUUCUAGAAUAACAAGGUUUGUGUAACUGUUUCCUGGUUAGCCCAGGUGGUUGAACUCCAGUGUGCAGAUCUGAAGUUUGCAAGUUUGAGUUCUGAUUGACCCCAAUCGUGAGGUUCGCUUGCUCAAAUGGCCAGUUACAAUCAAUAAUUUUGCUCUCGGCUCAUAGCCGAUGGUUUUACCUUUUUUUUGGGCAGCUUGAGUCUAGCGGGAAGACCCUGACUUUCAGGGUCUCGGCUUAUAGGUGAAGAAAUACGGUAAGUUGACAAUUUAUGCACUGGUAAUCCCAUCCAUAACCUCACAUUGCAUUUUGAAAUGCAUACUUUAAACAAAUAAUUAAUAUUGUGGCUUCUGCUCUGAUUCCUUAAUUCAAGUGAACCUUGAUGAUUACUCCUCAGCUUCAUUUACACUAGUUUGGCCUCAAAAAUGUUUAUUUCCAGCUGCAAUAAAUGGUUGCUUCUUCCUUUCUUUAGCUUCAAGUUAGAGUCUCACCUGUCAAGGCAAAGCAGUCUGCUGGGAAAUUAAAACAAACCACAUUAUUUGACCAGACUAAGAAAUCAGAAGAUGAAAAGGCUGUCAUGACAUCACUCAAGAUUAAGGCAAAGAAACAGAAAACCUUGGCUGAAAUGUAAGUUUGUUGUCUAUUGUCAUGAUCUUUUUGUUGUUGCUUACAGUGUUGUGGCUUUGUGUAUAUGAAGCUUAUGAAAACUCUAUUUUUAGGUUUAGUGCUGCCAUACAGAAUGACAAACACAGGACACUGUCUAACCUCAUCAAGAAAACAGCUCAAGAAGUGUCUUCUCCUAGCAGCCUUAAUCUCAAUCUUGCUACCCCACAACAGGAUUUUUUGAAAAAGAAAUGGAAUGAACACAAAGAAAGACUAGAAGGGUGAGAUAAUCACUUUAAUUGUUAUGAUAAUAAUAAUAACUUAAUUAUCUUCGCCCCUCAUGGGGCUUUUCAGGAAUAAUGAACCAAUAAUUCAGUUGGAAUAUAAUAUGGAUAAGAAUCUCAGCUGGUAGUAGGAGGUGAACCAGUUGGCUAUUUACAAGCCUGGUCAAGGAUUUUAAUUCAGGGCUACCAUGAGCAAAUCCAGUCAGUGGUCAGGGCAGAACCUGGAAUUUGCCACCUCCAGAUUACAUGUCCAGCACUUUAACUCCUUGGCCUCCAGAUUUUUUUACCCUCAAGUCCGGGUGGGGGGGGGGAUGAUACCUUUCAGAGGGCUCGUAAGUUUAAAAUGACUGCUGUUGACGUUAGAGCCCUCUAGAGUGAGUAGUGUAGGAGCUGCUUGUAAGGUCUCUCCUAAUUGGUUGCAGGAAACAGUGACAUGUCAUUCUUCCCAUUGUUUUAGUAUUGUUUGGGGUCAGGAAACACACCAUUGGUGGCUUGUCUUCCGAGCAGCUGCUACGUGACCCCUCUAAAGUAUUGAGCAGAAAAUUGAAGGAAAUUGUUUGUUCCUUAAUGAAUUGUAUUUAUCGCCACUUAAAACUGUCAGUGGCAUCAAGUCUGUCGUUUUUGGAAUACUGAUUUCUAUGUUGCUCUAUGUUGUCGUCAAUGGGAACUCCUUGAGUCAGGAUACUCAUGACACAUCUCUGUUAUCUUAUUUGAAAUCUUGACUGUUUGGAAUUUUUUCAAUGCUAAAAUGUUCAUUUUUUUGUACUUUUUUUUCUAUUGUUAGGCAGCUCUUUAAGAAGAUGCAACAUAGUGUCAGGAGCAACAUGGUCAGACUAUUUUUUAUCAUUUGAUUUUGCUUAGUUAAAAAUUAUUUAUCCUUUAGGCUAUUGUGAUUAUUGAGUUUUUGUUCCUGAUUUUUGCUUAGAUUUUUGCAAUGACAUGAUGCUCUCUUGCAGAAACAAGAAGAUAAUGAGCUGGUCAACUUAAAGCCUCUUCCUACUGCCAAACCAGUAAAUUUACCAGAUGGAAUCACAGCUGAAUUAUACGGCGAUAUUGCAAUGUUGACUGAGUUUGUUUACACCUUUCAAGAUCUUCUCCUACCCAAGGAAAAAUUGUACAUCUCAACAGGUACAAAUUGUUUUCAUCUUUUCUUUUUUGUAGUCGUUUGUUUAGUCAAAAUAAUCGUACUGUUUUUUCUUUUGUAGAUUACCUGUCAGAGGCUUUGGUGGGUGGUAGGCAAGGCUUUUCCCUGUUGUCACAGAUCUUGGUCAUCUUUUUGCAGAUUCUUCUACAGGAGAGAUCUACAAAGGUUAGUUAUAUACAGAGGUGUCAUUAAGCGCCGUAACCCGUAACUUCUGUUACGGCUGAACUCACUGAUGUUACAGGUGACCAAAGUGGAAAGCUAAAGGAGGCACUAUAAAUUUUUGUGAGAUGUUACGGGUGAAUCUCCUUUUGCUACUGCUGCUGAAAAACUUAAUGACAGCCCUGAUAUAUUCAUUCAUGAAGAAAUGCAAAGUGAAAAAAAAAUUGUGUGCAGGGUGAUGGGAGGGUUUGUACAUACACUCCUAUCAACGCCCUUUUUUUUUCUUGGAAGAAACCUACCCUUUGGUUUUAUAUUCGUUUUGUUUCCUAUAAAAGUAGCCGAAGUUUGUGCCCAAAGCAGGGCUCAAAAAAAAACUUGGGCAAGCUGCUCCACUCUCUCAUUUCGCUUGCUCAGGGAAAAAUGUUAAUCAUUUUGUUAGAAGAUAACUUACCUGGACCAUUUCCCAUCGGGCAAGUGAUCUUUAAACGUUACUUGCCCAGCAAGAAAAUCUACUAGUCCAGGACUUCCUGACGAGACUUUUUUCAAGCCCUGUGAAGUCCCCCGCCCUUAAUGACAGCCCUGCAUAUACUUAAUAUUAAUUUGUAGUAAUGGUGCUAUUUUUUAGGGAAAAGAGAUGGAUGUGCAGCUCUCAGAAAUGCCAGUGACGCAGUACUCGGCUUCUGAAGUAUCCCGCCUUUAUCUUAACUCGAAGCUCCAAAUAUUAACAGCUUACUCAGAAGACAGACAACUCCAGCAAAUCUUAGAAACAUUAGAACAUGAAGAAUUGUACGACCUCACCCCUGAAGAAAAGCUAAAGGUAUUGUGUAUUGACUUACUAAAGGUGGCUACCUAUGGCUCAGCUUAAUAGCCUGUUCUAUGUUUUUUUAAAUUAAAAACUUGCCAGUGUGAAGUGGUAUGUCUCAAAUGAGAAAGAUAUAACUGCGCAAAGUUGCAAAAUUUUACAGAGAUUUGUAUGGUGGGGCACGAACUUGCAUUGUGAUGUUUACAUCCAUUUUAAGAUAAUAUUGAAUAAUAAUAAUAAUAAUAAUAAUAAUAAUAAUAAAAGCAUUAUACAUUCUGCGUGAUGAAUCAGCCUACAGCAAGAGCCAUAAUAGGUCCUAUUAUGGCUCUUGGCCUACAACUGAUGUUAACUCAUGUGCAGCAUAAUCGAAAAAACGAAAAUCUAUACAUAAUAUAACUAAACACUUACAAGCAACACUAAUAAAAAAGAGUAUUAUUUAGCUCCUUUAGAAACAAAAUUUAUGAGCACUGUGUAAGCUGAUGCAUUGUUGUAUGCAGAUCCUGGUAACCCUGUGUCAUGAGGUAUUGGCAUCUGAUGCUUUGGAUGACUACAUGGAAAGUCUUUUUGCUCAAGCAACGCAAAUAAGGUACUUAAAUAGUGACUUUUAGUGUUAUUAUGCUGUGUUUUAAUAUACAUUGAUGAUAAACGGAGUGAGCAGAUUAAUGUUGGAGUUACGAGGGUGAAAAUAUUAGUGUUUAGAGUCAUGAGAUUACCAGGGGGUGCAGUUACCAUUUACACAAACCACCCGGAUGGAAAUCUUGUGCAUAAACAUAACAAUAUAAAAUAUGACAUGGUGGGGAAAUAAAGCCGGCAAAAAAUAUAUCCAAAUCAACUGAACAGGUGAGGGAAAAGAGUGGGAAAAUUGCAUCACCUCAAACCACAGCCCAUAUUUUCUGAAGCUUCCCAAACGGAAUGGCCCGAACCAGUUGAUUUUCCAACCGGUUUUUCCGGUUUUCCCGUGUUAAAGGGAACCUCCACUCUUACUACAGAACAAGUUUAAAUCGAAUAAAAUUAUGUUGAUAAACAAAUUUGUUCGAAAUUUGUCUUAAAAAAAGUGUUUAUAUCAGGAAAAGUGAAUUUUAAAAUCGCUUAUUUUCACUUUCAAAUUUCGCGGGCGCCGCCAUCUUGAAUAAUUGUGACGUGUUACGGUUGCUCUAUUGUUCUGACACAAAGAGCUUUUGUUUAAUAACAAUAGGGCAACCUUUACACGUCACAAUUAUUCAAGAUGGCGACGCCCGCAAAAUUUGAAAACAAAAAUAGGCGAAUCUAAAAGUUAUUUCUUUCGGAUACAAACGCUUUCUUUAAAAAUAUUUUAGAUUGACUUGACUGUAACAGUUAUUUCCUGUGAUUUAAAGUUAUCUUUUUGUUGAAGUGGAGGUUCCCUUUAAUGGUAGCUAGCCCACACCCAAGUCCGUGUCAUUCCUGUUACAGGAAGCAAAGGAUGGCAAAGCAAAAAGAGAGAAAUGAUAAACUGAGAGAGGAAAAAGAGAAACUAAAAAAAGAAAAAGAAGAGUUACAAAAACAGAAGGAGGAAGAUGAAAGCAAGAAGGUCAGUACGUUGGUAUUACAUGUAUCAUCUCAAAACGGCUGACAUUCCCUGUUCAGCAUGUGUUCAUCUGAGCCUCCUUUUGUCCUCUUUACUGAGGAGGAGAAAAAAAGACCCUGCCUGAAUCGCUUCAAGCCUUUGAGGUCACCACAGCCCGAACCUCUGGACUAGUGAAUCUUGUUUUCUCUCGUCAAACAGGUUUUUUUUAAGUGCGCGCAUCUGUUUGUGGAUAAACCGAUGGUCAUAAACGAGCCAACUGUAGCAAGCGCACGGUUAUUAGGCCUGGGUCAAAAACUUUAUCUUAGCGCUGGUUGGGUGCUGCGUAACUAACGGCGUGUGGUGUUAAAGUUUGCUGAAUGAGAAGUGCAAAGAUUCAACAUUUUUAAGCCUUAUGUCUGUUUUUGUUCCGAUUAAGUUGCAUCUUGUUUAACGGAAAGAAUCUAUCUCUAUUCUCGUUCAACAGCGUCUAACAUGUCGAACGGCCACUUGUAACAGUUCAGCAAGGCAUUUGAUCAUUAUGCGCUCUUCACCAUUUGUAAUUGUUAAACGAGGGCUGCAGCAUUUAUUGUUUAGGAAAUUUGUGAACCACCUGCUUCUGUCUGCUGCAUGUGUCUGUAGCUUGCUGCUGAGCACUUACAUGUAACAUGUGAAGUGACCAUGCUGUUUUAAGUUUUUGAAAAAUGUAAUAUUCAUUUUUUGCCAUUAUCUCAGUGCAUGGAUGGUGUUAAACUCUGAAUUUUGUUUUUCUCUUCAGCAACUGAAGCUGGAUGAACUAAACAAAAAAGGUAAAUUCUCUUUUACUGGCAAUCAGUGAUUUGCUACAAAGAAGAUCAUCAUAGUUAAAUACGCAACUUAUGCAGUUGCGAGAAGAAAGCCUGAAAAACUCAGCCUUGCCGGGAUUCGAACCCUGACUUAUGUAUUACCGGUGCAGCGCUUUACCAAUUGAGCUAGCAAGCCAACUGGGAGAUGGUCAUUAAAUUGGUUUAUAACAUACCCGGGAAAGAUAAAAGUUAAAUUGUGAUUUUAUUUUAUUUUAUUUUUACUUGCCACACAAUAAUUACGAAAAAUAAAGGAAAAGAGAGAAAAGAAGAAGUGGCAAGGAGACCUAACAGAAACUAUAGGAGCUUAUGAGAGGUUAGGCCUCCUCGAACGACGGGUUAGAGCUGUGUAACAUCAGUUAAAGAAAAGAUGGCGAAAAGUCGAAAAUAGAAAUAUUUAUGAACUGUUGUCAUAUUUACUAUUUUAUGAAUUAUAUAUAUUUCUUCGUCCCGCAGUUCAUAUAUAUGAAAUUCAUUUCUUCAUCAUUUCAAUGAUAUUUUUUAACAGUUGCUAAUGAACUGUUUGGUUUUUCGUUUCUUUAAUCGUAGAAGAUGAAACAGAAUCUUUAUGUACAACCUCUGAGGCUAUCAACAGUAACCCAGCAACUAAAGACAAGACUGACAAGCCAAAAGCAACGAAGGAUAGUCAAGAAAUGUCUGAAGUUGUUAAAGUGUUGAGGCAACGGAGAGAGGACAUGGCAAACAAAAUCGAAAGAAAGCAACAAGAAGAAAAUGAGAGGUAACAGGGUUAUUUCAGUUGUUUUUGGACUAUUAAGACAUCUCUUUGUUGUUCAUUACUAGAAUGUACACAUUCUGUUAACGAAGGCUUCUUCCCGGCAUAGUUUUUAGCAUUUACGAUGUCUUUCGUGUCAAUUACAUUAGUGUUAACAACCCAACUACGUGAGACGACGCAAACCACUUCAUAAAUGCUGAAAACCAUGCCGGAUAGAAACCUCUGCUAGCAGGGUAAAUAUGCGCUAUAGUUAACAUAUAAUUUGGUUGCAUUGAGUUACUGAAUCUUCAGACUUAUUUAACAAACUUGAAAAAUGAUUUUUCCAGAACAGUAACAUUCAUUACAGACAACUGUUAUUGAGAAGAAAUUAAAGAGAAGAAAUUUUAGUGCCGAUAUACAGACAUUCACCAUUUUUUGACAGCCGUAACGGCACUUCAAUAACAAGGCAGUAUUUUUUUUAGUCUCGAAUUUACUUCAAUGAUAACCUUUGUCAACACUCGUUCAUUUUGUGUAAAUGAAGAAGGGUUCAUUGAUAACGUUUGUACAGAAAUUCCUAAAGAUAUGUUGAACAGAUUGUGGAGAUAAUGAAAAGUAGUAAAAUUGAUUCUAUUACUCUACCCUCCUUUUUUUCGGUUAUUGACCAGCGUUGCGGUCAUAAUGCAGUGAUUGUUUCACAACAUUUGUAUGUCAUUCGAGGUGACUCUGACUAUAAAGUAGACUUUGGUACUUACAUGUCAUAUAGAAAUGUUAUUUUUUUCUAUAACCACAACCCUACAACUACUGCAUGUGCCCUAAAUCGAAAGCUCAAUUGGAAAGCUAAAAGAAAAGGAAUCUGCACUUUUUUCUUAGUAAUUUUUUACAUUGUUUAAGUGGUUGAAUUCGGUAGUGUAACGCUAAGUGGGUCCUUGUACUCACAAGCUAACUUUUCCAUCUCUUUCAGACUUGAAAAAGAAAAAGAGGACCAGUGGGAUGUGAGUGAUCAUAAUUUAAUUUAUCCGAGUAUUGUACUGUCUUGCCAAUCCCCUUGGACUUUACUAGGGCUCCUUGGAAGGUUAUCCUGAUGAUCUAAUAGACGUCUGGGGCGUCUAUUUAAGUUAGAUUAUAAUUAGCAGACUACCCAGUUCAUCCAUUGAUACUUCGUAGCCGUUUAGAGAUCCAAAAUAAACGCCUCUCUCCUUUAAACGCCUCCAAUCUAUUAAACUCCACCUCAAGGACCCCUAAAAUCAAAUAAACGCCCCGGGCGUCUAUCAGAUCAUUUACAGAGUUUGCAUUAAAUUAUUACAGAUACGUUCAUGUCAGAGUUGUCACUAAGAUUUCAAAUUCAAGUUGCCGGGUGAAUGAAUGAAGGAAUGAAUGAAUGAAUGAAGAGUCGUGGAUGAGAGGACUACAGACGUGCCCUCUUACGAUAUAUUUUAAAAUGUGAACAGUAAGUUCGGACGUCAGCACACAAAGGCGCCACCGGCAGCCGCUCUCAAUCCAUUUAUGAGCUUACUGUACCCACCAAACCCAUGAUGUGAAUGACGUAGGUGGGAAUCAAACAGCUAGAGGUUUCUUUUGGUUCUAUUUUUCUUCUCUUUUCCUUUGAAGGUAGCCGGGGAUCACGUUCACAGUAGCCGGGGGAAAUCUCCGGCCCCCACCACUUAAUGACAGUCUUGCAUGUCGUGUGUGAGAGUUUUUUAAUUGUUCCAUAAUUUUGCAGAUUCACCUGGCUCAAUGCCAAUACACUUUGAGACUAAAACCCAUUGGAUAUGACCGUAAUAACUCACGUUACUGGGUUUUCAACGGUCCAGCAUCGGGUGUUUAUAUAGAGCAAGGUUGGAAGACUAUGGAACAACAGCCUUCUCGUGUCGCUCACAAAGACAGUGUGGUGAAAGCAUCCGGAAAUCAUGGAGAAACUGAAGACAAUGAUGACGUAGCAAUAGUUGAAAUGGAAGAAGAUGAAUCCAAGAGGACAGAAAAUGAAAGCAAAGGUCAAGAAUUAAGGUAGGGAGAGGUCAUAUUAGAGACCUUUAGAUCCAAAAUGACGCUCAUUCAAGCGCGCGCACUAUUUAGUGUUGAGAUAAUCUGGUACUGGUAGUUAUCCUCUUCUUAGAAUCUAAAGGUCUCUGUUGUCAUGAUUUAGCAUUCCCUCUCGGGUUUCCAAGUCAGUUGUACCGUGUAACAAAACCCAGCUCAAGUCUUCCUAGGAACAGUGCCCCGAUCAGAGGUAAAUCAGAGAAAUACAAAAAUGUUUCAAGGUCGGGAAAAGUCAGGGAAUUUUUUUAAAAGUCGAGGCAAAUCUUUGAUAUUGUCCGAAGUCAUUGACAACUUUGGUAAUUAUAUUUUCGUUGCACACCAACUGCCGUGAAAAGCGUAAAGAGUUUGAAAAUGAAGACAGGAAUAUUCAUGGUGUACAAAAAAGCCGAAGCGAAUGUAAACGAGGAUUGUUUUUUAUUGCUAGUCACUGAAUGAAAGUAAGGAGUAAAUUGUUUAGAGCUCAGUGAAAAUUCAGGGCAAGUCAGUGCCGAAAUGUUUUAGUUUCUGAUGAACGGCAGCUCUGAGGAAGGCUUUUAAGCACCCAAUUGCUAAAGGUUUCUGUUCGGUAGUUAUGACGGCGCGAAGUGAAAUUUUGCCUUGACAAUGUUCUUUACAAUUGAACCUCCUGGUACAGGACUACAGGAUAGCUAGACUAGAAUCAAGCAGAUAACGGAUGAUAGCAUAUUUGUCUUUUUCGACAGCUAUCCUGAUAUUCCUUACAGCUGGUCAUGUUAUGAUACCGUGGAAGAUGUUCAAGCAUUGCUAGAAAGUUUAGCAACUCAGGGCAUAAGAGAGAGUGCUCUAAAGAAGUCACUCUGUGAAAAAAUGACAUGCAUUACUGAUGGCAUUAAAAGGUUUGUAAAACUCAUAGUUUGAAACCCGUCAGAUGCGAUAGAACUAACAUACUUGAAAUCAUUCAUGACACACGGCACUAAAAAAAUUUCAGCUGCGACAUUUGUGUAUAAGGCUGUGUUGGGCUUUGUAGUGGCUUUGCUUCAAGAUAAUUAUUUCUCUGGGUUUGCGGGAAUAUUAUCUUUCCUCAAGAAACUUGGGUUGUGUGACAAUCCGUAGCUUGAGAGUGGUAAGUUAGAAAGUGUUGUUUCACCUUCGUUAAAGUAACUUAAGUAAUCAGAGACAAUCUAUUUUCUUACUAUCCUUACUUAUUACUUUUGUUUUAUAUUUUCGAGCAGAGAAACCAACCGUGGUAAACGUCCUACAAAAUCAGAAACAGGCGAAGAAGAUAUUUUCAGCUCCAUUAAAGAGGUUUGAAACAGAAAUGUGUUUGUCGCGUCUGGUGUUUGCCUUUGUCUUUGCAUAGUUAUCGCAACCGUUUUUUUUUUUGUUAUUAGCAAUUAAGAACUACCAAAAAUGUACUCUUUUUUACUAACAAUUCCAAAGGUUUUGUAGUUUUAAUUAAAACAUUCCCACUCUUUCUGCUAAUAUUUUUCGGUCAUAUGCAGUCGUGGACAUUAAUAUGCCUUGACAGAGAUGUAUGAUCGUGAUUUGUUCGCCUUGUUCUAAUUAUAAAUUUUUUAGUGUAAUUACAUUACAUGCUUUGAUUGGUUCUAUGGCCAUUUUAGAUCACCUUAUUACAUAAAAGCAAAGGGUCUGAGGCUUUAUGCUACUCUCAUUUUCCCUACAAUGCUGUUCUUGAAAUUUUCAAGCAUGACUUAAGUGUUGGCGUAUUUUAAUAGUACUCGCGAUACACCUCUUGUAUACGAUUGAGAUAUCUCGCGGGUGUACUCCCUUAUAUGGUUAUUUCUGAUCAAAAAAGAAAAUAAAUUAUCGCAAAUAACAUACGAUGAUAUAAAAUAUAUGAUACAAGACAGCGCACAUUUUGUCCUUUGUCCUAAACAGUGUCAUAAAAUUAAGGUUGUCGUCCUAAACAGGGUACAUAUUUUAGGAUUUUUUUUGUCCUAAACAGGGUAAGGGGUUUUAAACCCUCAGCAGCUCACCUAUACCCAAAUAUCAGUGAAAUAUUGGUCAAGUACCCCAAGGAGAUAUCUCUGCAAUUUCUUCAAAGUCUCUCCAUACCUCGUAAUAUCAUUAAAUAAUCUUCACUCUAAUCUUAACCACCCUCACGUCCUUUCUGUUCAUUUAUGUCAAGUCUUGUGAGGUUACCGUUUUACUGAAGCGCGUUUUCUCUUAACAGGAGUUGGUGAGCAUUGCUGAGAGCCUCGUGAAUGGCAACUUGGCCAUCCUUGAUUACACUGGCCUGGAAAAAUAUAAACAAGCCGUACAUCAAGCGUCAUGUGUGAGAGAUUUGGUAAGUAUGGCUUGCUUUGAAACUUAAUUUAAUCCAGUAAGUUGGCAAUGAAACGAAGGUAGCCCUUAGUCAAAGCCAGCGAUUUCCCUCAUUUCUUUACAGUCGCCUGUUAAAAACGAAGGGCUCGAAAAACGUACCGUCCGGUAGCCUUGGACAAGUGCUUUAAAAGCUUACUUGCCCAAUGGGUGUCGGUGAGGGUACAGCCAGGUCAUCCCGCUAUAAAAAAAAACCAUUAGGAAGCUUAAGCAACGAAGAACGGCAAAAACGAGGAAUUGGCAAAAAAAACCCAAGCUUUUUUUGUAGGUUUGAAGACGUUUUUCGGGGAUAGGAACACAAAACAACAACUUUUUGCAGGCGCAAAAAGGGAGGGGAGGGGAGGGAGAAAGGGAAAAGGGAACAUCUAAGAGCCUAUGUUUUUUUUUGUACAGUCCGAUUACGCUUACUGUCAAUCAAGUGUUAUCGCCAUUGCGAAAAACAUCACACUCACGCAUGUUAUUCAGAGCUAGAAGGCACUUUGGAGAAAAUUGGAAAUAUUCAGCCGUAAUAAAAAAAGCUUUUCAAAAGAGGUCAAAGAAAUUGGGAUCAGAGGGCAAAUCCUGCCGACCAGAAAACAAUAAAAGUCAAUCGAUUUUUUGACCUUUUGAGACCUGCUAAAAUAACAUUUGCUCAGUAUAAAUGCAGAAUACAAUCCCAGAUAAAAACAAUUUUAUUGGAAUUAGAAUUUUGGCAUGAGGUAAAACCACCCUCUUUUAUUGCAAAGAAAUUCAUCGUUCGAUAAAUUUAAACGAAUUAAACGAGAUUCCAUGCAAAUGGUCUUCGAUAAACUUUUUGAGGCGAAAUGACGAGAAUCGAAUUUACUUUUUAGCUCGUAGUUUUCUCGCGUACAAACGUCUUUGGUUAAAUUAAACUCUUGCCGUAUCCGGAAGCAAAACCGCCAGAACAUUUCUGUCGGCUAAAAAGCCGUUCGCUGAUUUUUGCUCUGGUUUUAAAACAGUUUCUCUACCACUAGAUAAAUUCUCAUCUCUCAAAGCGCUCUCUACGACAUCCACGUCUACCGCUGCCAUCUCGACUGUUUGUUGAUUUGUGAAACGCGCAUUUCAAUAUGUUACUCAUUACGGCUCAGAAAGACAAACUAGAUAUUCAAAAGGGGUUCUUGUUGUUUUUUUUUUUUCCGAGCCCAAAGAAAUUUGCGAACAUUUGACGAAUUAAACGAGAUGGAAUAAUUUUGAAAAGUUUGAGGCAGCGCGAAUUCAGUCAGCCGUAACGUCGUUUAAUUCUGAGACGGAAGUGCGACGUGCUUGCUCGAAAGACAAACUAGAAAAAGCCCUGAAGGCGAACUCCUAAAAGAAUUUUGAAAAGCUGAAGUCAAUGACCGUUAAUUCUAACGGUACUUGGUAGAAAAACUGUGGGCAAAUUGAGAGUUUGGGGUUUUGUGAGUAGUGCAAUCACCAUACCCUGAAACGCGGUACGGUACAACCAGAAAAGACUGUACGAAAAACUACGUCAACACAAGAAGCUAGACGAACAAUGAUAGCUUUACUGACAGUAAAGUUUGGAUAAGUAUAGUGUCAACGUACGUAGAAUUGUUAUCAACCAUCCAUGUGCAAUCCUUUUCAUCUUUCUCUUUGUGUUGUGUUUAGGCGUCCCAACUUGAGAAGUUGUUGACAUUUGUGUUGCCACAGUUCUAUCAAGGAAUUUUCUCUAAAGACAAAGCCAACUCCGAACAAGCUAAACAAAAAUGGCUGGAGGAAGUGAAAAAGGCAACAACUGUAUCUCGUCUUCACCUGCUCCAUGAACUUUUAGAUUCAACCGUGAUCUGGGAUAUGUCAGCGGAAAAUAUCGUAAGUAUUACGGAAAGUAUCAUUUAGUGUAAAAGUAACUAUCGGUUAAUUGUCGAAAGCUUUGAGUUUACCCAGUGCAAAGUUUCACAUGGUUGAACCGAUUUUAUUUCUUUUGUUAUAUAUUUCUAUUUAUUUUUGUCUCCCUCUCCUUCCGCACCGUAUGAGUGAAUAGGGAGUUUAAGAUACCACGAUGGCGACGGCCACGAAAACGUCACUUAAAAAGUGAAUUGCGAACUCUUUUUGAGCCAAAUUUCUAAGAACCAUAUUCAAGGUCAGAAAGAGAAGGAAAAUUAGCCGUCGCUGGUUUACGUCUUCCAUAAAACGUGAAAUUAGGCAUUUUCCCGUCGUAGUCGAGCAGGGACGGCAAAAAAAUGUACAAAAAAGCACGAUGCACCUGCAGAGUUCAGUGUUUUUUUCCUUAUUCAACCUAUUACGUUUUUGACGUUCCCGUUGUCGUCGCCGUCGUGGCGUCCCUAAUUUACCAAUCGCCACUUUAGAAACGAGAGGAAACCUGUGCGAGUUGUUUUUCGCAGGGUCUUUUGGGACUGUUACUAAGUACAUGGAAAAGAAAAUCGUCCAAUAGCUGACCGGCGCGUCGCCAGGAACGAUCCCAAUAACAACUGCGGGAUACAUUUCAGCUUCAGUUCCCUCCUUGUUUUUAAAGUGGCGAAUUUGAUUUACCUUAUGAAUUUUUAUAGUUAAACUUGCUGUUUCUUUUUCUGUUUUCUGUCUCCAGAGAUGUAAAGUUUGCCGCUCCAAAGCAGUUGGUAAAACUUUGAUCUUGUGUGACGAGUGUAAUUUAGGUUAUCAUCUUCAGUGCCUGCGGCCAGCGUUAUCUGAAGUGCCUGAGGGUCAUUGGAGUUGCCCUUUUUGCAAGGUAGCAAGCUUAAGCUUAGUCCGCAGGUUUCGAUCGUUCUGAGCUUUCCGCCCAGCGCACUAAGAGAUAACGAGUAUCGGCAAUAGCCAAAGCGAUCCACCAUCUCUCCUCCUAGAGUAUCUGUCCUAACAUUGGUGGUGUUUCAGCAACCACGUAGACGACUAGCUGCGAUGAAAAUAGCACACCAAAAGUAGUUUUUCUAAGCAAUGUUAGAGAUGUUCAGUUUAUGUAAAAGAAUAUGUUAUUCUCUCUUAUGAAAGAUUUAGCGCUGAAAACAUAUCAGCUUUUGAAUGUUUGUUUCGGUACUUCCCCACCGAAGUAGCACUGUAAGGUGGUCAGAUUCUUCUACUUGUCUGUGACGAAACUUUUAAUAUUUAGUAGUGAUUUUAUCUCUUUAGUGUUCAAGUCAUGCUUCUAUCAGUCUCUUUCUGUUUCAUGUAAAUCGGCCGGGCAUAUUCUUUCUUUAAACUUCGAAAACCUUAACUAACGUACCUUUUUUCAUGUUAUGAGCAGCCGACUGUGAGGCAAAGUAGCCGAUCUGAUGCCAAGAACUAUAAAGAAGAAAGUGGCAGUGAAGUAGAAGAUGAUGAUGAUGAGGUAUUUGAUUAUUAUGAAUUCGUUUUUUCGAUAAACACACAACAACAAGUUUAUUUGAAUAUGCAAAACAAAAGUACAGUAAAUGAUUUUACUCAGAUAGCUUCCAUUCUAACGGUCAAUUGAUUAUUCUGUUUGUUUUCCUGUCUGUUUCCCGUCAGUAUCAUGUCACUGUUAUCCAAAAGUGAACUUACUAGGAAACAGACACUGUAAAGCUACAUCAACAAAGCGGCACUAAGAAUCAUGCGGUUACUGUUAGUGGUGCAAAUUAAGGGUCGUAUCACAAGCUGAUUCGGACACUCGCAGUGAAAAAUAAUAAUGAAAAAAUUGACAGUGCAAGUUUGUUCAAAUUUGUUAUUUUUUCAAGAUAGCUAGUUCAAUUAGCUUUAAUUUGAUAUAGGUAUUCAGGUAUCUGCAGUUUAACCCGCGGAACGCGCUACCUCAUUUGUACGUGAGACACCCCUGAAGGUAACCGGUAACCGUAACUGAAGCUUGUUUUGUUGUUGGUUUGCCAGGUCAGUGAUGCGAGUUUGGAAGAAAAUGAAGAUUAUUGUCACACUUGCGGAGAAGACGGCGAACUAGUUUGCUGUGACACCUGUCCCUUAGUUUUUCACAAAGACUGUCACCAGCCCCCUCUCAGAAAAAUACCACGGUAAGCACGUGUUUAUCACGCCUGUAUCACAUUUGAUGUCAAUCAUUCACCUCUGUCACGAAUGUUUUCGCAUCUGGGACUCCACGGUUGAGGCUCAUUAGAAGUGAACGUUUUCACGUAACUACUAGAACGAUGAUGAGAAUGAGUAGGUUCAUUGGUUCAUGUGACAAACAUCCUGAACACUGCUCGGGAAACGUCAGAUUGAAAUCAGAUAGCGUUCAUACCAUCCAUCGACUUUCCAGUCCUAGCAUGUUCACACCUCUUCUAAAGUGGUGAACUCUGACCAACCGAGCGCAGCACCAUGGUUUCUACUAACCCUCUCAUAUAUGUGUACUUCUGCUAUAGAGGAGCUUGGAGCUGUUGGCAGUGUCGCCAGCCGAAGAACAAGAAACAGAAGAAUAAUAAAAAAGGUAUCCAAUCUGAUUUUUAUUAAAUGAUGUUGCUUAAGUUCAUAAGACAUUGUUUGUUUAACUGACUGAAUUUCUGAUAAAGUGAGUUUUAGGUAGGUUUGACUGAUUGUACUCUGUACUCUGUACAGAAAGAUUGUUAUACUGAAAUAUUUUCCACGGCUUUGAUUUGAAAGCCACCACAAUGCGACAUUGUAUAUGAAUAUUGUUUGCCAGCCAUUAUUCAGGGGCACCCAACGAGGAUAUAGUUCAAAACCACUUAACAUAGCAUUGUUGAACGUAUUUUAGUAUUUAAACGGUAGAUAUAGGCAUAUUUUUAUCCUCUUAAAACUUAUCAACUGUUCGGAUUUCCUAGAUGAAAGUCUACUGAUCCGAAAAUUAUAGGGAUAAAAACUUACCUUCUCGAAAAUUUCAGCCGGGAAAAGGCUCCCGAAAAUUCUAGGUGGCCUUUUUUAGGGUCAAAAUCCGUUAAAAAUGGGUAAUUAUACCAUUUUGUAGAUGUUCGAAAAUCCUAGGAGAGGCAGGCAAGCAAGAUAUUUUACAACAAACGCUCCGAAAAUUCUAGAUCUCAAAUCGUCUUCCGAACAGAUAUUUUCCCGAAAAUUGCCGUUGGGUGCCCAAGAUUAUUGCAGAUUUAAUAUAACUAGUAGUAGUUGACACUACAGCUGCCCCCGUUCUUUAUAUUGUCGGUCAGUAGUAUUCUUGCUGGUUGCGUAGCUCUUUGAAAUAUACCGAUUCAUAAUGACAGUAAUGAAGAUUUUCACACAUAUUCCUUACAAUAGGUGAGAUAAAUACAGGAAACGCAAGGUUCCAUGCACAGUUUCAGCUCGAUUUACACAGCUUUGAUCAAACCAUUCUCAGUUUUGAGAAUAGUUUAUUCUAAACCAUAAGAAAAGAUUUAAUUAGAAGUUGAAUUUUUCGCUAUUUCUCUUUCCCUUUUUACAUUCAGUUUAUUUCAUUUGCCGGAAAGUAAGCCUUAGAAAUUAAAAGGACGUUUGAUCGAUUCACACUAGCGCAUUCUAGUCUUAAUUGAAACUUUAGAACGGAAGAACAUCUGUGAGCAGGGAAUAAGUCAGCGCACAAUUUGAUUGUCGACGAAUUUCUGUAAAUGUCCAUCAAUCUGCUAGUGAUAAGCUAGCCGUUGUUCACUGGUCUUGCUUGUUUGGGGCUGAGUCUUAUUCCGGUCAAAGAGAGAGAAAGAGUGUCUGGCAAGGUUUCCAAUAGAAAUCAAAGAUUUGUGAACUCGUGUCUGGCAAACUCUCCAAGUGUUUAUAUAUACACAGUUAAACGCAUCUUAUAACCUCCCCUGCGCUUAACGAGUGUCUUUUGGUCCAUAACUUUCAAAACAACUGCUCCACAGAAUGUCACUGCGUGACGCAAAAGAGUAUCGAAGUAUGACUGCACAAUAAAUGCCACAAAAUCUACCUGAGCGGUCCCUUCGGGAUUUUCUGCCUUUACGUUAUCCUAACCAUUUCGUACUUGCGGGCGCAAACAAUAGAAACGUCAUCAUUACCUACCGAUUCCUCGCGGCCCCAGUUCGAGCAAAUCGAGAUUUUUUUCUAGUGUACUGACUACAUAUUUGAACUGUAAGUACUGUCCUUAAUAUACGCGCCAGUUACUAGGGUGCCUCCUCGGGAUUUCGCCUCUGGGCGAAAUCCCUGCGGGGGUAAUAAAUACGCAGGCGAGUAUUAAUACUAUUUAUUCUUGUUCAGGAAUACGGUUAAUUGAACCGAGCCCUAAUAAUUAAUAUAGAAAUAAAAAUUUGUUAAGAUGACUGGUGACUGAUAUUCAACUUAUGUUUAAUAAUAGUUGACAUGAAAACGUCAAAGGCAGCUCGGAGCAAGAUUGCCGGUAGACAUACAAAGCAAGUGGAAAGUUCUCAAGGAAAGAAGAUCACAAGAAAACGAUCACGCUCGCUAAGCUCUGAGGAGUCUGGCCACCAGGUAGUGUCAAAGCGAACUCGACGGAAACAUCAGCCAGAAGCGAGCAAUGACGUCAGUACACGUAACACGAGACGCCGAACACGUGCUUAUAUCGAAUCCGACGACGACGAGGAACAACUGGAUUCCAAUGUUAAAUCCUUUUAUGGUCGCUCUUUGAGGCGAACGCGUCAACAGAAAGUUUCCUCCGAAGGUAAAUAUUGGAUCAUUUAAUAUAUAUAUAUAUAUAUAUAUAUUUUUUUGCUAAUGAGAUAUGGCAUAAUGAUCUACGUGCUUUUGAAAGCGAAGCGGGUGGAAAAAACUACAAGUGUUUUUUUAUAAAAGAAGAUGGAGGAGCUCAAUUUUAAUGCAUUCACGGAAAUGUUCAUAUUUCACAAUUUUGAACUGUAGUAUUGAAUGUUCCUCUACCCGCUGAAUGAUAAACUCAGGAGCUCUACUGAGUGGAGAAGACAGCGUUAGACAUAUACUGUAACGAUCAGUUUCGUUGCUGAAGGCCUUUCCUCUCCAAUCUGUAAUGUAUAAACGAGCCUUUCAAUGUUCAUUCUGGAUAUUGUUGACAGAUUAUUCUGACGAUGGCGAUGAGUGUAAUAGUGAAACAGAAGUUAGGACAAACCGCAAAAAGACUAGACGAAAUGCUGGCAGUCGUCACAGCGUGUCUGCUCGAAGAUCUACGAGGAAACAACGGCGUAUCUCCGACUCUUCUGAAGAUCAUGACGAUGAUACCGAAGAUGUCCGACAGGUCACGAAUCAGCGAACAUCAAGGAGUAAAGCAAAGCGUGGCUCAAAACAGGUUUCGACCUCGAUUGACGAGUCCGAUGAGAGUGGACGUGAUAACAAGUCCAAGAGGAGCAGUAGAUCCAAUAAGCAAGCGGUCAAUGGAAAACACACUAGUAAGAGGAACAAGCGCGGUGCGGAAAAAAAGUGCCAGGAAGAAACUGAAAUAAGUAAUGACGACAAGAAAGGCAGAAUGAAGAAAAGUGACAAGGAUAAAGGACAAAGCAAGGCCAAGCUUAGAAACAGGUAAACUGGAGAAAUUUUGUGUAAUGCGGCGUGCUAGCUAACUUGAGAAUGAAAUUUCGGUUUGUUUUUGUCCUUUUAUCAUUCAUCGCAAUACAGUAAAAAUCCACGUAAAAACCUAUACUUUUGCAAGUUACCUAAGAGGUUCUAAGAAUUUGAAAGGUUAUUCAGCGUUUUACUUUGAUAUAUGAGAGCGAACUAAAAAUUAGCUUGCGAGCAAGUGGGGGAAAGACCUCGCUUGCAGGCUAAGUAAACGGGAGAAUUAAAUUGUACUCAGUGUGGCUCUAUUUGUUAGCUCUACAGCCAAGGAGGGACAGAAAGAAGCAAGAAACACCAGAAGCAAGACACAAGACAACAACAAAGACAAACGGAGUCGAGUGAGCUUAGAAGUAAGUUCUGUCUCUUCUUGGCACCUGCUUUCAACUCCUUCAUUUCGCUACUCCUUCCUCUCUCGCCAUGUUGUGGAUCAUUUUGUACGACAGCUCUUUGAGACGAACAAAUUUUAUCAAGGAACACUAACCAUAAUAAUUUAUUUGGUGAUUUUUGCAGGCGUAGCAUUAAAACUUGGAAGACGUUGGCCCAAACUUUUUCAAGUUUUAAUCCCAUGUCCCCUGAUCCUUGCCAUGCGUGUCAAUAGACCACAGGAAACAGCGUCAAUGCCUAAAUAUAAUCGUGAAUGACAAAAUUGGACCAUUGUUUUUUGGACUUCAAUUGAUGCGAACAAGGUUUUAGCUUUUUAAAAAGAUAGCAGAUAGCCCCUUUAAGUCGCGGCAAAAAUAAAAGAAAAGACAGUUAAAGAAUCAUCUUUUUCUGUCGGCCCACUUUUUCUCCAUAAUGCUGCUUACUGCGCCAAAACGUUUAUGCUUACUUAUUGCGUUUUGUUGCAUCAGGUUUUCUCUGGUGUAUUGUAGUAAAAGACACGUUCUAUUACUAACAAAACGACUUUUUUCAAAGCACAGAUGAGAUCUUAUACGCUUUCUUUAUAUUUAGAUGAAUGCCUGUGAGAAAAUUCUACGUGAUGUUCUUCUUCAUGAGGACAGCUGGCCUUUUGCUGAAGCUGUUAAUCUCCGCGAGGUAGGCUAUCAACCUGCGGCAUCGAAAAGAGUCUGUGUUUCAAUUAUUCCUUGAGGCUGUUAUGCCAAUAAUAAGCUGGAUAAAUCACUGAUAUCUGUUCAAUGUAGUAGCAAUGAGGAGGAAAACAAUAGCAACUUACGUUUUCUAAAACGGAUUGGACGCAAAAAUAACAUUUUAUGACUUUUAUUGUUUAUAUAGCGGUGAAAGUAUCGAAGUUCUUAGUCUAACUUCAUUAACUCUGUUUCAACUGUUCUAACUUGAAAGCGAGUUUAUGUUAGUCUAAUUUUUAUCGCUCUCUAGGUUCCAGACUAUUUGCAAUUCGUAACCACCCCCAUGGACCUGGGCACAAUCCGUGAAAAACUCAAGUGCUUGGAGUACCCGGACGUGGAAAGCUUUGUGGCAGACGUACGACUUGUGUUUUCUAACAGUGACAAAUACAACCUGGUAAUUACACGCUUAAGCUUGCUAGACUUUAAAACUACCUGCAGUGUCUUGAACCUCCCGACAAAGGCCACCUUGGGGACAAAAGGAAGUGACCUUUGUAGAGAGGUUUAA